GAGCCUAUUCAAAAAUCAAAGGCCUUUCUUUUUAGACGACUACUGAAAUGGGAAGAGAGAAGGAAGUUCCAGGUCGAGAUAGUCACCUCAGUCCACAGAAGAAGGGAAAAAGGACCAAGAGCGAACAUCUGUCCGCAGCUCCCUCCUGCCCUGUUCUUCAGCAGUACUUCAUCAAUCAAUCUCCUACUCUUACUGUUUUUCCAGGAUCAUAUCACUUUGGAAAUGUCCGGCCAUGCUCAGUGCUUCAAUAACCCACCAAUCCUAAACCCCAGCUACAGUGCGGGUGAAGUUGAGGAGCUUGCUGGCUUCCAAACCUACGUUACUGGCUCCCCUGACUCCAACCUCGCCAUCCUUCUCAUACACGAUGCUUUCGGGUAUGAAGCACCCAACUUGAGGAAGCUGGCAGACAAAGUUGCGAGCUCUGGAUUCUUCGUGGUGGUGCCUGACCUGUUGUAUGGCGAUCCAGCUGAUCUGGGCAACCCUCAAUUUGACCCACAAGCCUGGCUGGCUACUCACCCCUCAGACAAAGGAUGUGAAGAUGCCAAGAAAGUAAUUGCAGAGCUUAGAAGCAGAGGAUUUUCUGCAAUUGGGGCAGCUGGUUUCUGCUGGGGUGGGAUGGUGUUGGUGAAACUAGCAAGUGGUACUGAACUUCUGGCUGGAGUCAUACUCCAUCCUGGCCCUAUCACAGUUGAUGAGAUCAAUGCUGUCAGGAUUCCAACUGCUAUAUUGGGUGCUGAGAAUGACCAUAUCUUCCCAGCCGACCAGUUAGAACAGCUUGGACAUGUACUGGCAACGAAAUCAGGACAAUUUGAGAGCUAUGUGAAGAUAUUCCCAGGCGUUUCCCACGGGUGGACGAUGAAGUACAAGGAAGAUGAUGAUUCAGCUGUGAAGGUUGCUGAAGAGGCACAUCUAGAUAUGUUGAAUUGGUUCCUUAAAUAUGUUAGGAAAUGAGUUUAGUGCCUCAUAUCUUUGUGUUAAAACUUGUGAAGGUAUAGGGUUUAAUGAAAACUCAAUUCUCUUAGCUUACUAGUUUGGAUCCAGUCCUUGGGUCGGAGUAAGGCCAAAUGGAAACCCAACCAAAAUAUUUAGGUUGUUUUUUUUUUAAUUAUUUGAAGAUUUUGUUGCAAAUUUGAUAUUUGACAGUUUUGAUUGAUCGCGUGUAUAAAUUUAGUAAGUUUUAUACAUCUCAAUCAUGAGUACAUGACUGAUGAAUAAUUGUCUCUGUCAUUUUA
Molecule: messenger RNA, 1232 nt
Organism: Linum tenue
Lineage: Eukaryota; Viridiplantae; Streptophyta; Magnoliopsida; Malpighiales; Linaceae
Source: the annotation of a GenBank genome assembly